Molecule: messenger RNA, 3582 nt
Organism: Pseudopipra pipra
Lineage: Eukaryota; Metazoa; Chordata; Aves; Passeriformes; Pipridae
Gene: MOSPD2
Product: motile sperm domain containing 2
Exons: 15
Coding region: 113-1669 (518 amino acids)
Cellular component (GO): endomembrane system; endoplasmic reticulum-endosome membrane contact site
Source: RefSeq, a predicted model, not a curated record
CCUUGAGGCCCCGCCCCCCCGGGGUCACGCGGCGCUCCGUCCCCUUUUCCCGCCGCCCCUCGCGCUCCUGGGGCCGCCUCAGAGCGGGCGGCGCGGGCGGAUCUGCUGGACCAUGGCUGAGCAGGGGCAGGACAAGGCGGCGCUGAUCAGCGAGACCCGGCGGCGUUUCGAGGCGGAGUACCUGCCAGAUAAAUCAGAUAAAUAUGAUUCUAGAGAUGUGGAAAGACUUCAGCAAGAUGAUAAAUGGGUUGAAAACUAUCUGAUUUGGCGUCAUGAUGUUGUGGAUGAUACUUUAAAGAUGAUUGAUGAAAGCUUUCAGUGGAGGAAAGAAUAUACAGUUAAUGACUUGUCGGAAUCUGUCCUUCCAAAAUGGUUAUUUGAAAUUGGUGCUCUCUUCCUGCAUGGAUACGAUAAAGAGGGCUAUAAAUUAUUUUGGUUCAAAGUGAAACAUCAUACAAGAGAUCCUAAACAGCAACUUGACAAAAAGAAACUGGUAGCAUUUUGGUUAGAACAUUAUGCCAAAAGAGAUCAUGGAAAGCCCUUAACAGUGGUAUUUGACAUGGCUGAAACUGGAAUCAGUCACAUAGACUUGGAUUUUGUUCGGUUUAUUGUCAACUGUUUUACAGAUUAUUACCCAAACUUCCUCACCAAGAUAGUAAUAUUUGAAAUGCCGUGGAUAAUGAACGCUGCUUUUAAAAUCGUGAAGGGUUGGCUUGGCCCAGAUGCAAUAAGCAUGUUAAAGUUCACAAACAAGAAUGAUGUACAGGAAUACAUCAGUGGAGAGUAUCUGCCACCUCACAUGGGUGGAACUGAUUCUUUCAAGUACAGUUAUCCUCCACUGGUUGAUGAUGAUUUUCAAACUCCUUUAUGUGAAAAUGGGCCCAUUACUAAUGAAGAUGAGCAUGAAAGUAAAGAAGAGCUAGAUUCAGACACCAAGGAGAUGGGAGAGCUGAAUGAAGCACAAAAUCUUAAUCAGAAAAAGAUGAAUUCUGUAGAACACAUUUCCAAAUCAGAGGAAACUGACAAAACAGAGGUCAAACCAAAAAAUGCAAAGAAAGCAUUAACUACUUUUAAAGGACCUUUAUUACAUAUCAGCCCAGCAGAAGAGCUAUAUUUUGGAUCCAAAGAAACUGGAGAGAAAAAAUGUUUGAUAGUUCUCACAAAUGUCACUAAAAACGUAGUGGCUUUUAAAGUGAGAACAACUGCUCCUGAAAAAUACAGGGUUAAACCGAGUAACAGCAGCUGUGAACCUGGCACAUCACUGGAUAUAAUAGUCUCUCUUCAUGGUGGUUUUUCAGCUUCUCUGCAGGAUCGCUUCCUUAUAAUGGCAGCAGAAAUGGAUCAGUCUUCUGGAGCGGGCGCACCAGAACUGACUCAGUUCUGGAAAGAUGUCCCUAGGACCAAAGUGAUGGAACAUAGGCUCAGGUGUCAUGUCAUAGAAAGCAGUAAGCCUUCUUCUCUGACAUUAAAAGACAAUGCGUUUAAUGUUCCAGCAAAAACAAAUGAAGAUUUACAUAUACAGCUAACUCGUUUACUGCAAAUUAAUAAAAGACUUGAAGAGCAGAUGAAUCGCUGCCUCUGGUUCCAGCAGUUGUCAGUUGUUUUAUCUUUGCUAUCAGUUACUGUUGCUGCCUUCUGCUUCUACCUGGCUUCUGCCCAGAGAAGCUAAAGAGAGUUGCUGUGCCCUGGAUGUGCUGCUGCCUAUCGUGGUGUGUUGGAGUAGAAGAGAUUGCAGUGCUGCACUCAGAUUCUGAAACUGCCAAAAUGAGGUUUGUGAGCCUACAGCAAUGAACAAGGAUACAGUUUGCUGGGGGGAAAAAAAAAAAAGAAGAAACGAAUGACCAGCAAAUGAAAAUACUGAAAUCACUUUCUCAGCUGACAAUUAGAAUAGGGCAUGAGGAAGAUGUUAGAGCUAGGGCCUAUUUUCACUGUACAACUCAAUAAAAAACUACUGAACUGGAAGGAGGAAACCACAUACAAUAUUUAAGCUGUUUAGAUUUUUUUUCCUUUAUUCAACUACUUCAAAUACAAUAUUUCAUUUCUUUUCAUCAUAUUCAUUCUUACAUUCUGAAUUACUCUCAUAGAAGAUAUAAGCAGUCGACUUAGUGUAUUCUAAGGUUAAUCUGUUCAUUCAGGAAAACUUACAGGCAUUAUGUAGUACAGGCAGAUUUUUUAUAUAAUCUGUGUACAUGCACAUAUAAAGGAAGAUAUUUGUUAGUAAUUAUUUUGGUAAUUCAGACUCACUGCUUUCAUUGGUUAAAUUCCUUAUUAUUUUGCUUCUUCUGAAUGCAAAGUUACUGUAAAUAUUUCUUACCAAGUAACGUACACACAAGACACUAUUCCUAUUCUUUUUUUUUUCUUUUUUUUUUUUGGUAAAGGAACUUGUAUUCAAAUUGCAGAAGGAGUGUGAGACUUGCCUUUUGGAUUGUGAUGGCCUAUUAUUGAUUCAUAAAAAGGCUAUUAAAUAGUCGGUGUAAGAACUUACUCUGAGUUGUGCAAUAUGGUUAAAUUACAGAUGAAUUUAUGAAGAAAGCCAGUCAAAUCAGGAAUUAAAUAGUGUAGAAGGCAACAUAAAAGUAUUAUAUCUGCCAUUUCACAGAAACUGUUGUGGAAAUGGCAAAUGAAGCUAGUGAGAAGUUCGCUGACAAGAAUUCUUUGUAUUCAUUGCUGUAAAUAUGUAUAUUAAAAUGAUAAAAACUUAAAAGGAGACUGAUGGUAUCUUUCAUACGUUUAAGAUUUUCACUUUUAAAGAGAUUUAAAAAGUUAAAAUAAUUCCAUUACUAGAAUUAAUUUUUCCUACAAAUUGGCUUUGUAACAGAUCAUUUAGUUUUGUCUGCUGACCUCAAUAGAUGAGAAGCAAUUAUUGAGGAAAAAUAAAGGUCAUACUCUACUUCUGUCUUUUUGCUUACAGUGUGUUGCCGAUCUAGGAUCAUUUCUGGGAAACAGAAAAGGGCAGUUUAAAAUAAUGCAUUAAUAAACAGAUUAACUAAAAAAGCCAGCAAUUUGAUUACUAAAAAAAAUACAAUUUAAAAAGCAAGAUUACAGAAAUGUUUGGCACACAGUCUUCUGUCCUUUCUUAAUUUAUACAAUGUUUUACCACAUCUGCAUUUUCUUAAUUUUUCAUUAAUCUCAUUUCUGUUCAGUUUGUUUCUCAGUAUUUUGUUUUCCUAAUGAGUUGGCAAUUUAUAUUAUUCACUGCUUAUUAUGAAGCUGUUACUUGGGUUAUUUUUAUGUGCAUGCAACUCAAAUGUUUUACUUCCAACAAAGUGGGUUGUUGUCUUAUUGAGAAAGGUAACGAAGUAAUUUCUAACCUUAAGAUAAUAAUAACCAUGCUAUUAAAAUACCAAUUCCUAUUUUGGAGUGGAUUGAAUAGCACUUUAUUGUAAAAUUGCAAGAAAUAUAUUCUUAAGAGUCUUUGCCAAUAUGAAUAUUUUAAUGUUUUGGUGCUUUCAUAUAUUUCAGUAUUUUAUUACUUAUUUUGUUAUUGGUAUUUUCUUUGUAUGAUGAAUCAGAUGAACAUCUUUUCUAUUUUAAUAUGUUUUAGAAAAAUACAGUUAAAAAAUAAAUAUGAGGAAACACACA